Messenger RNA from Leptidea sinapis, 4425 nucleotides. It is a transcript of the gene Anxb13, whose product is annotated as annexin B9-like. The transcript has 9 exons. The record is from RefSeq and is a predicted model, not a curated record. Gene Ontology annotation, cellular component: cytoplasm. Lineage: Eukaryota; Metazoa; Arthropoda; Insecta; Lepidoptera; Pieridae. Gene Ontology annotation, molecular function: calcium-dependent phospholipid binding; calcium ion binding. The coding region runs from base 226 to 1701 and encodes 491 amino acids.
AAUCGCUUUUUUCUUAGAAAGUUUCGCUAGUAGUCAGUAGGCACUAGGCUGCCAUUUGCUUUGUGAUUAGUGAUUACAUUACACGUACUCUAUUUUACUUUCAUUAUUUCGUAUAAAAUAUUCUGUUUAAAAUUUAUGUAUUGUCACUGAGAAUUUGAAGUGCAGUCUUAUUCAGUAAUAUUAAAUAAAUAGGUCAUUGUGAUAUUGUGUUCCCUACUUUUCAAUAUGAAUCCAUACCAAGGCCAACCUGGUUAUCUACACAAUAUUGGAUUUAGCAACUCCGCUCCACAAUCGUUCGGAAAUCCGUCUCCAAUGCCCGGUUUCCCUACAAUGGGUUAUCCUGCGCCACAGCCAGGCUACCCUCAAUCGACACCAUAUCCAAGCCAGAGUCGUCCACAGUCGGGAUAUCCGCAACAGAAUCAAGCUUAUCCACAGCAAACUCAAAGCUACCAACAACAAAAUCAAGGCUAUCCACAACAAAAUCAAGGCUAUCCACAACAAAAUCAAGGCUAUCCACAACAAAGUCAAGGUUAUCCACAACAACAUCAAGGCUAUGCUCAACAAAGUCAGGGCUAUUCUCAGCCACAUUCUGCUCAAGGCUACCCUUCAAGCCAGUCAUACCCUGCUCAAAGUAUUCCACAAUCAGGUUAUCAGCAACCAAAUCAUGGGUUUGCUCAAUCUCAGUAUCUGGGAUAUCCACCUUCCAAUCCAAGCCGAGCCUAUACAGCAAGUUCAACUAUUAAUGAGCCAAAGUCAAAGCCAACUGUAGUUCCGGUUAAUCCCUUCGAACCAAGAGAAGAUGCUGCUGUGCUCCGAAAGGCUAUGAAAGGGUUUGGAACAGACGAAAAGGCUAUUAUCCAAGUACUGACCCGUCGGAGCAAUGAACAACGCCUCAGGAUCGCAUUUGAGUUCAAGACCCUAUAUGGAAAGGACCUCGUAUCGGACUUGAAGAGCGAAACCAGUGGCAAGUUUGAGGAUCUUCUGGUGGCGUUGAUGACGCCUCUACCGCAGUUCUACGCGAAGGAGCUGCACGACGCCACGUCGGGUAUCGGCACCGAUGAGGACGUGCUCAUCGAGGUCAUGUGCACUAUGACCAACCACGAAAUACAUGUCAUCAAGCAAGCGUACACUGCCAUUUAUGGAACCCUGCUGGAGGACGACUUACGAGGUGAUACGUCGGGCAACUUCAAACGGCUGAUGACGUCAUUGUGUAUGGGCAAUAGAGCAGAAGAUUUCCAUGUCGAUCAAGAGAGAGCGAGAGAGGAUGCACGGAGCCUGCUGCAAGCUGGCGAGCUGCGACUUGGAACAGACGAGUCGAUAUUCAAUGCUGUGCUGUGUUCCCGCUCGUUCACGCAGCUGGCUGCCAUCUUCCAGGAGUACCAAUACCUCACGGGUCACGACAUCGACGAUGCGAUCAAGGCUGAGUUCUCUGGAGACUUGGAGAAAGCUCUGCGGGCCAUCGUGAAAGUGGUACGAAACAAGCCGCUCUUCUUCGCGGAACGUCUGCACAAGUCUAUGAAGGGUCUGGGAACCAACGACAGACAGCUGAUCCGUAUCAUGGUGACCCGCUGCGAGGUGGACCUGGGUGAUAUAUCCGAGAUGUUCCAGGCCAAGUAUGGGGAGUCGCUGCAGAGCUGGAUUGAGGGUGAUUGUUCCGGACACUACAAGAAAUGCCUCCUAGGACUGCUGGGUUUAUACUAAUCCCUCUGCCUUAAAUUAUACAAUUUUAUAUCGUUCUCGUUGUCAAAUCUCAAAUUUUGUCUCACUUUUAGUUUUAAGAAAUUUUAAAAUAUACAUUUUUUGUAGAUUAGGUAACAGCAUGGUAUAAUAAUAUUCUACUCCGCCUGGUAUUGUCUUCACACGAUGGCCUAAGACUACGUUACGAUAAGUGUGAACAUUGAUUGUCCUUUUCAGUAAAUUUAAAAAAAAAAUACGGCAAAUAAAAUAAAUUACUCACUAAACUAGUUAGUAACUCAUGCUAUUCAUCUCUUUAGAUAUAAAUUAAUUAUUUAAAAAACAUAUUUUGCUCGGGUAAUUCAAUCGCACACAGUGGCAAGACAUCGCAUUGAUAAUUAUUGUCAUACUGGCAGCUCACCAUUGGUCGUGUUGCUCACAUCUAUAGCUUUGUUUCACUCGAAAAUAGUUUGUGAACAGUCAUCGCAACGGAUGACAUAUUCUCAGGACAAUUACGUGACCCGGCUGUCACGGAAGAGAAUAUCAGGCGGAGUAUAUUAUUGUACCAUGAGGUAACAGUAAGCCACAAGAAAAACAAUUGGCAUAUAAUAACCGUCCGAUUUUAAAUAUGAAAAGUAUAAAAUUACAAAUAGUUCUAUUUUUAUUAUUCUUCCAGUGAUGAGAAAUAAUUCGAUACCUGAAUUAAAAAAUGUGAAAUCGCAAUGGUUUAAAAAUAUUACCCAUAAGUACAAUGGAAUAGGGUUGAGAAUUAUUAUAAGAACGUAUAUUGAAUAUAUUUACAAAUUUAAAAUAAAAACUCAAUAUAUUUACUGUCGUGCUUAUGUGUUUAUCGAAUACUUAUUCUUCAAAUGCGGUAGAGCUAUAUUAUAUGCUUCUAAGAAAUUGACGCCGCGUUUUAUGAGCCGUUACUCACCGGCUUGGUUGCUGGGUCGAUACGAUUAUUUCUGAAAUAAUCGAUUCGAAAUAUACUAUUUCGCUUCCUGAAAGAAGUGCGAUCUGAAUAUGCUUUUUUAUAUAACGUGCCUUAAGGGCUCUCAAAUUAUCUUAUUGUUCAAAAUGAAGCCCCAUUACUAGAAAAUAAGAUACCUUGGCCGAAGUUUAACAUUUCAACAUUGAAUGUUGACUCCGUUUGAGUUAUGGUUUAUGGUUGUCAUAUGAAUUAAUUAUGACAUUGAAAAAUAUUAUUUGUAAUAUUUUUCUAUAUUUGUUAAACAUCGUCCAAUUUAUGAUAUUAAAUAUAUUAAUAUUACUCAAACGGACAACUCCACGCAGGCGACAUCUCUGCUAUAAAUGCUUAUUAUUAGUCAUUCCAAAAGACUUAAUUACAAAAAAAAAUGAUGUGGUGUCGUGGGACACCAGGUAGGAACGAAGUUCCUUCGGCUAAUGUAGAAUCGACAAAAAGAGGGAGAAAGAGAAAGGACAAAUACACUACUCGCUUGUGUAUGCGACUAUCGCGCCUGCGCACGUCUCAUUUAACGGUUUUAUUCCACGCACUUUUUUCCACGGAUUUUUUCAUACGGUUUUACUAUCACAUUUUUUUCAGUUCGGUCGCGCAGCAUAAUCCCUAUCCCCUCCAAGCCUGCCGUAAGGAACUUCGUUCCAAUAAUAUUACUGAAAUAUUAGUAGAUCAAUAAACAGAUGUGUAUGUCCAUAGCGGGUUGUAGACGCGCGCUAAACGCGCCUGCGUGGAAUUAACCUCUGUUUGAAUAAACUUUUAUAAUGAGUACUUCUGAAGUACACAAUGUUGUGUGAUAUUAGUUAUUUAUUUAUGUAUUUCUAUGCCAAUUUUUAUAUCUUUGAUAAUAUGUAUAUGUAUUUAACUGCAUACUAAAAUGAAAAGACUCAAGUAUUUAUGAUGUAAUCUCGCUUUUUACUGUACAAACCCAUCGAGUAAUUAUAGAAAUAGUUGGGAUAUUAUGAAUGUUACUGUACACUGAAAACUGAGUUGGGAAAUCAUUUUCAAUCUUCUAAAUUUUGAAUGCUGUUCGAGUUUUAAAUAUUGAUAUUUAAUUACAUCCAACAAAAUAUCUGCAAACAAAAUAAGGUUAAUUUAAUAGUUGUUCAGAUUUUUUUUAUAUUUUGCUCUCACUUUGAGUUCUUAUUUCUCUUGUUUCUAUUUAUUAGUAAUAAUUUACUCUUAUAUGUUGUACUCGAGUAUUUCUAACUGGCAAAGGCGAAUUACAGAAAAUGCAUACAAAUUUUCACUCCCACAAAAUUUAAAUAAUAGUCAGUAAUGCUUUUGGCUACCACAAUAGAAAAAGAACAUAAACUUAUUGUUGAAAUCAAAUUAAAUAUUUUUACUCUAUAUACAACUACAGUAUAACUCUGCCGCCUAUGCUCGCGAUAUAUAAAUGCUAAUGAUAUUAGCUUUUCCUUUUGAUGAUAAUUUUUAUAUUAUUAGUUUUUAUGAAUAUGUUAUGAAUACAAUUAAAAAGAAAUGAAGGUGACUAGCCUACAUACGAGUACCGACUUGCAAUAGAAUGAAUCGGAAGAAUCGCAGACGGCGCUAGUAGACGCCGUUUUCUUUCAUUACCACACCCCAAUGUUGCUCUAUCUAGUGGUUAGAGGCAUCUCUAAAAAAAACUCACUAUUAUUAUGUUGUUAUACAAAUAUGUUACCUACUAGGUAUUAAUUACGGAAAACUUAACUAUGUUCGCUUGUCUAUGCAAUGAUUAAAAAAAUCAAAUUUACAACUCAUGUUAUUGGUGCAGUAAAGUAUAAUAAAAUAAA